Messenger RNA from Triplophysa dalaica, 2858 nucleotides. It is a transcript of the gene rrn3, whose product is annotated as RRN3 homolog, RNA polymerase I transcription factor. Bases 386 to 2224 code for a protein of 612 amino acids. The transcript is spliced from 17 exons. The record is from RefSeq and is a predicted model, not a curated record. Gene Ontology annotation, biological process: transcription initiation at RNA polymerase I promoter. Lineage: Eukaryota; Metazoa; Chordata; Actinopteri; Cypriniformes; Nemacheilidae. Gene Ontology annotation, cellular component: nucleus. Gene Ontology annotation, molecular function: RNA polymerase I core binding; RNA polymerase I general transcription initiation factor activity.
GAAGAACACACUUCCUGCCGUAUUGAGCUCGGCAUGGUUAUGCAUGUGGCGCAUUUAAUAUCUCAACUAUAAUAGUAGUUCUAUUAAGAUCGUUUAUUAAUAAGCAUUCUUUGGUAAGAUGUGAACGAUUAAGCGUUUUAUGUAUGAAUGACAUAAAGCGACCAUGUUUGUCACCUCGCGUAACGUUAGUCUAUGAAACAUAUAAGUUAAUCUAUUUUGGUCGUACAUCUUUUGUUUGUUUCUACUGCAGUUUAUCUGACCUGUUUUGUCAGCAGCAAUGGUUUACUGAAUAAACUGGAUUUAGUUAACAAGAGGUGUCGUUAUUAACAUUUGUGUCGCUUGCGUUGUGUUCUCAGAAUAAGAGUAUUUGUUAUAACGUUAUAUAAUGGAAGUGGAGAACAGAGAUUUCCUCAAUUCACCUCCAUUGAAGACCGUGCGCUUCGGAGGGAGUAUUGCCAGUACAUUAGUUAAACUAGAACAGGGUGACAGAAGUGGCUAUGAACUGAUAAAGCAUCAGCUUUCAGAUCCUGACAUUAAGGAAGCUCAGAUUAUCAACUGGCUGCAGGAACUCAGGAGCUGUGUUACUCAACUUGGCAAAGAUCACGAACAGUUAAUCUAUGUUGUGUUGAGACUGCCUUGCUUCGGACGCAGUCAAGCCGUUGUGGAAGAAUAUCUGGCUUUUCUGAGUAACCUUGUGUCAGCCCAGACUGUCUAUCUCAGACCAUGUCUCAAAACCAUCAUAUCUAAUUUUAUCCCAAAGAGAAUAAGAAUCCAAGAAGGAAAUGUGGAUAUUUCAGAUUCCGAUGACGAAGAUGAUAAUCUUCCAAGAAUUUUUGAUCAAUGUCAUCAAGCCUUGCAGAUGAUUGUCAAAUAUGUUCCUUCAACCAGCCGAUUCCUGAUGCCAAUUCUCUCGGAAAGUUUCCCGUUUGUGCAGAAAUCCUCCGGGACACUUGAGUGUUAUGUGCACAACCUGUUAAGAAUGACAGUCUAUGUACCCGCCCUGAGGAGAGACCUCCUGGAGCUCAUCAUCAGCAAGAUGCUGGCAUUAGACGUUAGUGCACCACGAAGUGAGAUUGAAGGAGCAGAAGGUGCUGCAGAGUCUGACGCCGGUGGUGAAUCGCGGGACGACUGCCUCUUUAACAUGGAUGAAGACUUGCCACUGGAUUCAUCUCGACCUGAAGAUGAAGCUGAAAUGGCCCAUCCUGUGGCAGAGAGACUGGACACACUAAUGAUCGUCCUGCUGGCCUACAUUAGAGACAUAUGCCGUGUUGAUGGCUCUUUGAAUAUUGAGAAAACCAAAGCACUGUACAAAGACCUGCUGUGUGUGUUUGAUAAAGUGGUGCUUCCCACUCAUGCUUCCUGUCAUGUGCAGUUCCUCGUGUUCUACCUCUGCAGCUUUCGCUUGGGUUUGGCUGAAGCCUUUUUAGAUCAUUUAUGGAAACAGUUUCAGAGCCCUUCACAGCCGCCGGUGCUUAGGCAGGCUGCUGCUGGAUACAUGGGCAGCUUCAUGGCAAGAGCCAAGUUUCUUCCAGUAUCAACAGUGAAGGCCUGUCUGGAGCUGUUGGUUCACUGGCUGCACCUUUACAUUGACAGUCAAGACUCAGGAUCCAAAGCAUUCUGUGAUGUCAAUCUGCACAGCCCCUUUUAUACAGCCUGUCAGGCCGUGUUCUACACGCUGAUCUUCAGACACAAUGCUAUUCUGGAGGGCAACAUGAAGAAAGGGUUGGCGUACCUGCAGGGUUUAAAUCUAGAGCGCAUAGUGAUGUGCCAUCUCAACCCCCUGAGGGUCUGUCUGCCUGCCGUCACCAACAUGUUUGCAGCCAUCACCAGGAAGUAUCAGCUGGUGUUCUGUUACACCAUCAUCGAGCGCAACAGCCGUCACUUGCUGCCCGUGGUGAGGAGUUCAGUGGGCGGCAGCUCCGUGUCCGCUGACGUAAACCCUCUGGAUACGUUCUUCCCUUUCGAUCCAUAUCUCCUGAAAAGGUCUGGGAAAGUUAUUGAGCCCGUCUACCAGGUGUGGGAGGAGCCAUCUGACUGUAUGAUGGAUGUACCGAAGAAAAAUGUUAAAAAGGGGUCCAUGGAGGAUGAGGAUGAUUUUCUACAUGGAGAGACUCCUAAAGGAGACACAAUAAUGGGCAUGACUCCAGGCUCUUAUGAAUCUCACCUGCACAGUCCACGGAGCGUAGGCUCUCCCCCCAUCUCCUUCCUGCAGCGGCCAUUCUGAACCACUGUUGUAAUAUUCAGCCGGUCGCAGAUGAGCAGUACAGCCCAACGUCAUAUCAUGUGGAGGCGCUCAAGGAGCAUCUGUGCUUGUGUUAGCACAGAUCGAACUGACACUGUAUUUUAAAAGCUCCUGACACCAGUUUUACUGACCUUGUUUCAGUAGUUUUUCCUAAACCCUCCAUCACACUUUAAGACUAAAAUCGCAGAAUACAACUUUUGCACAUUUUUGCUGAAUUAUUCUGGUCAGAAUAAAGAAACACAGGCAGUUUUUCAAGGAGAAACCGACUGUGUGGAAAUUGUAUCACUUGGUAUUCUUAGGUUAUGUCAGUUGAUAUUUGUAAUAUCUCAGUUUAUUCUGAAAUGCAUUAAGAGGUUGGACUGACCUCAUUUCACUUUAGUUGGAAAGAGUAACGGGACCUAAGUUUUAAGCUUAAAUUCGUAGCUUAAAAUGUCCCUCUCCUUACAACAUAUUCAGCAGGAAAACCUUUUGAAAUGUUUUUUGGUUUAUUCUGUAAAACUCAAGCUAUGCUUCAUUGUAUUGAGAACCUCACAAUUGUGAUACAUUUUCUUAGUAGGAUAAACAUGUAAAGAAUGGUUUAAAUGUUACUAUUUAUAUUAAAAUAUUGCUAUUCUCA